AUGUCGGAGAGAGGGGGUCUCCCGCGGACUGGGGGCACACCAUCUCCACAUAUGCAGCCGUCCAAGACAGUAACGAUCUCCCCGAACCGUCCGGUUCAAAUGAACCUGUAUGCAACCUGGGAAAUUGACCGCUCAUCUCCAAGCUGUGUGCCCAGGCUCUUCACUGUUACCCUGAAGAAGCUGCUGAUGCUUCAGGAGCUGGACAGAGACCUAACCUCUGUUGUCAUUGCAGUCAAACUCCAGGGAUCAAAGCGCAUUUUACGUUCCAAUGAGAUCCUUUUGGCAUCGGCUGGACUUACUGAGACUGAUCUUCAGCUGACGUUCUCCUUGCAAUAUCCACAUUUUUUGAAACGAGAUGCCAACAGACUGCAGAUCAUGUUGCAGAGGAGGAAGAGGUACAAGAACCGCACCAUUCUGGGCUAUAAGACCCUGGCUCUGGGCCUCAUCAACAUGGCAGAGGUGAUGCAGCAUCCAAGUGAGGGAGCCCGUGUGUUGGCUCUCCACACCACAGUGAAGGACACGGCUGUGACUGUGGCUGAGAUGAGGGUCUACUCGCUCUCCAGCCAGCCCAUCGACCACGAGGUGUCCAAGGCCAAACUGUCAGACCGCUCCCCUGACAUUGACAACUACUCGGAGGAAGAGGAAGAGAGCUAUUCAUCAGAGCAGGACGGGAGUGAUGACCCUGCUCACAUCCAGUAUCUGUUCGAAGAAGAUGACAUGAGGAAGAAGAAGCACAGACGCAAACUCACCUCUGCAGCCUCCAUCACCAGAGCCCGGCAGCCCAACAUCAAGCAGAAGUUUGUGGCCUUGUUGAAGAGGUUUAAAGUGUCUGAUGAGGUGGACUUUGGCCUGAAGAACGUGUCCCAAGAGCACAUCCGUGAUGUGGAGGAGGACUUGGAUGAGCUCUAUGACAGUCUAGAGAUGUACAACCACAGUGACAGCGGCCCAGAGAUGGAGGAGACGGACAGCAUCCUCAGCACACCCAAACCCAAGCUCAGGCCCUUCUUUGAGGGCAUAUCCCAGUCCAGCUCGCAGACCGAGUUUGGCAGUCUGAACAGCAGGUGCAGUCUGCCCAAAGACACCCUGAGCCCACAAGGAGAUCAGCCCCAAUCAGGCAAGAUGAACCGCACUCGCUCCCGCAACCUGGAUGACUCUAAGACAGACACCCAGGAGCUGAUUGAUCCGAAGGGGUUACUGGAGACAACAGCCUGCAUCACUGUCUCUGUCCCAGAGAAGCUACCCAGGACCCCGACGAGGGAACUGAGGAGCAGCAACAGUGAGAGCCACACCACCAUGCUCUCCCCCAGGUUGGAUGAUGGGCACACACCCAGGCAGAGACGUGGGACGCCAAUGAAGGAGAGGCGAGCGCUGUCCAAACCACUGAGCGAACGCACCAACAGCUCUGACAGCGAGAGGUCACCAGAGCUCAGCCGCACCCCACAGGUGCCCAGGAAGGCUGUGUAUGACCAGCUGAAUCAGGUCUUCUCCUCAGACACUGCCCUCCCAGACAGCCUGGUCCUGGUCAACACCAGUGAUUGGCAGGGACAGUAUGUGUCCGAGGUGCUACUGGCCCAGAAGCAGCCAGUAGUGUGUACCUGCUGUGGGGUGGAAAUUCAGGCUGUCCUCACCACCCUCCUCACACGCAUCCAGAAGUUCUGUAACUGUAACUCGUCCACGCCGUCGCCGGUCAAGGUGGUGGUGGCAGGGGGACAGAGCUACCUGGGGGCCAUCCUACACUUCUUUGUCAGUCAGCUGGCCAACAAAACAUCUGAUUGGCUCAGCCUCAUCCACUUCCUGGUUGUCCCCCUGGGCUGUCACCCUGUAGCCAAGCACCUGGCCUCCCUGGACCCUCGCUACAGCUCUGUGUUCCUGGACAAUGCCUGGAAAGAUCUGUUCAGCGGCCUGGAGCCCCCUCACUCCACUGCAGACGGCGUGGACGUGGCAGGAAGGAUCAGCCAGUACAUCAGCAGCGUCUCUGUCACACACCAGUUGCCUAUCGCUGAGGCCAUGCUCACCUGCGAGUACAAGAGAUAUGACGAAGACUCUUACCAGAAGUUUGUUCCCUUCGUUGGGGUGGUGAAAGUAGGGUUGAUUGAACCGACUCUGGCGUAUUCAGGUGGAGACACUGAGGAGGCUGUUAGUGUUAGCUUGGCUGUUCCCUCCACCUCCCCACAAUCUCAUGGAUCUCCCACAGGGAUGCCCAGAGAGGCUGUCACCCCACCCCCAUCUCCCUCCCUGAGCAGCGGACUGGUGAGCCCUAAUAUGUCCCAUGGGGUGGACACCAUUGGGCUGACGGUGGAUUAUUGGGUAGCAACAUGCUCAGAGCGGAAGAAGGAUGGGGAGCGGUGUGACAAGGGCUCCAAGAACACGCUGAAGAGUGCCUUCUGCUCCCUACAGGUCAGCAGGCUGCCAGGAGGGGGCUCCACUGAGAACCAUCCCCAGGCCAACACCAUGGCCAUGACCAUGGUCACCAAGGAGAAGAACAAGAAAGUCUCCACCAUAUUCCUGGGCAAGAAGCCCAAAGAGAGGGAUGUAGACUGUAAAAGCCAGGUGGUUGAGGGCAUCACCAGACUCAUCUGUUCUACCAAGCAGCAGCAGACAAGCCUAAAAGUGUCUGUUGACGGUGUGGAGUGGACUGAUGUCAAGUUCUUCCAGCUGGCUGCCCAGUGGCCCACCCAUGUGAAGUACCUGCCAGUGGGGCUGUUUGGCUACAACAAGACCGCCACCUAG
Molecule: messenger RNA, 2730 nt
Organism: Salvelinus namaycush (lake trout)
Lineage: Eukaryota; Metazoa; Chordata; Actinopteri; Salmoniformes; Salmonidae
Product: phosphofurin acidic cluster sorting protein 1-like
Exons: 23
Coding region: 1-2730 (909 amino acids)
Biological process (GO): protein localization to plasma membrane
Molecular function (GO): transmembrane transporter binding
Source: RefSeq, a predicted model, not a curated record